Stylonychia lemnae is the source of this 1047-nucleotide messenger RNA. The record is from the annotation of a GenBank genome assembly. Lineage: Eukaryota; Ciliophora; Spirotrichea; Sporadotrichida; Oxytrichidae.
AUGAAGUAGUUUGACCCUGAUGUAAUGGAUUUUAUCACGAAAAAUAUAGACUCUUUCAAUGUUAAAUAGACUAAUUCUGUGCUAUAUUUGUACGCGAUAAAUGGUUUCGAUGCUCAAUACAGAUUUGAGUAUUCUAAUUUUUUGGAAAGACUAAUAGACAAGGCAAUAGAAAAAGCAAAGAAGCAAAAGUCAUAAUAUUAUGAAAAUAUAUAAUCAGAAUUGAAUAUCUCUAGAAGCUUGGGAAGUUUGGGUUUUAGGAAUGAUAAGAUAAAACUAUUCUUGAAGCAAGUCGUAGAUAAAAUUCAAUAGAGUGAGAACUAUACUUUCCACAACUAUUUGACACCUAUUUCAGCGAUUAUCAAUCUAAGGUACUUUAAUGAGUUUUACGGAAAGAAUCAUGUUCAAGUUGUAAAGAAUUUCAUAUAACUUUAUCAUAAGGAAUAACACAAAUCUACUUAGCUCUUUUUAGAAUUGAUAACUUUGGCAAGAUAGUUAACCAAAUUAGAGAUUUAUGACUAUCCACUUAUUUUUGAACUGACUUUCAAUGAGAUUAAAGAAGUCAUUGAGAGUGGUAGGAUUCUACAUAAAAAUGAGAUUACAGGUAUUUAUCAGUUGCUAGUAAGUCUCAGAAUUGAAAAGCCUGAAUAUCUCCCAAAUAUUGAUUUCUCUAGAAUCAUUGAUUUCGAUCUACUUCAAGAAACAUUUAAGAGUUCAACAAUCAACAUGUAUAAUAAACAUAACUUGAACAAUAGAAUCAAGAAAUAUCUUGAAGAUAAUGAUAUCAAAUACAUUGAGGAGUACUUUGAUGACUUUUUCUUAGACUUUUAUUUGCCUGAUUAUAAUACCAUUAUAGAAAAUAAUGGUCCCUAUCAUUAUAUUGCACCUGAAAGAAUUUUGAAUCAAACUACAUACACCAAAUUAAGAUAGAUAAAGAAAAAGGGAUACAAUCUAAUUGAAGUACCAUUCUAUGUGAAUAUGACAUUUGAUGAUGGCUUUAAAGGACCUCGCUUAGAAGAUUUAUUGGACAAUAUUAGUAAUCUAAAGUGA